GUAAAAACUUAUAUAAUAAUGAACAUGUAGCCAUUAAAUUGGAAUCUAUGAAGUCAAAAGCUCCUCAGUUACAUUUAGAGUAUAGGUUUUACAAAUUACUUGGUAACCAGGAGGGCAUACCAAAGGUGUUUUAUUUUGGACCAUGUGGGAAAUAUAAUGCACUUGUCAUGGAGCUCUUAGGACCUAGUUUAGAGGAUCUGUUUGAUUUAUGUGAUCGAAAAUUUAGCCUGAAAACUGUCCUCAUGAUUGCUAUACAAUUGCUUCAUCGUAUUGAAUAUGUUCAUUCCAAACAUUUGAUAUAUAGGGAUGUGAAACCAGAAAACUUUCUGAUAGGAAGACAGUCAACAAAAAAACAUAAUAUUAUUCAUAUCAUAGACUUUGGUUUAGCAAAAGAAUAUAUAGAUCCUGAAACAAAUAAACAUAUACCAUAUAGGGAGCAUAAAAGUCUUACAGGCACAGCAAGGUAUAUGAGCAUUAACACACAUUUAGGAAAAGAGCAAAGUCGCAGAGAUGAUUUAGAAGCUUUAGGACAUAUGUUUAUGUAUUUCCUUAGAGGUAGUUUACCUUGGCAAGGUCUUAAAGCUGACACUUUAAAAGAAAGAUAUCAAAAGAUAGGUGACACCAAAAGAGCAACUCCUAUUGAAAUUUUAUGUGAUGGUUAUCCUGAUGAAAUGUCUACUUACUUACAUUAUGUAAGAAGACUUGAUUUUUUUGAAACACCUGACUAUGAUUAUCUGAGAAAAUUGUUUCAAGAUCUCUUUGAUAAGAAAAAGUAUGUAGAUGAUGCAGAAUUCGAUUGGACAGGAAAACAACUGAACAAAAAACCUCGCCAAUUUGGUUCAGUUAUUAUAGUCGAUCAUUCAAAGCCACCAGAGAUGAACGUCUUGAGCAGCAAUUUGGCUCCGAACGAUCGCCAUGAUUCCGUCCAAGUCGUCAGCUCCACAUACAGUGAAGCACCAGAUAACCCAACUACAGGGCACUCAAACACACCCAUUGCAAUACCUAAUGAAGUGGAAGUCAUCUCAGAGACAAAAUGUUGUUGCUUCUUCAAACGAAAAAAAAAGAAACCAAGCCGCCAGAAAUGACUCGCAGUCACUUGUAGUCCUGAGCAAGAAGUUGUGUUACUGCACACUUCCCCAUCAGAUUCCAAGGAGAGUCUGAGCGUACGAACUGCUACGGUUUGAGAAAAUAAAUCCCUCUUCAUCACACAUUCUAAUUCAUUAAGGGCUUAUCCAUCAUUUGUCAGCUGUGCGAGCUGUCUGACGCCUCAACUGCAGCAUUUCCGUGUUUUGGCUCAUACAAAGCUGUGAUUAACUUUUCCUUCUUUGGAAAUGUGUAUGAAAAAAAAUUCACUUAAUGUCACUCUCUCCUUGUUCUCUAGUGGACAAGAUUUCAUUGCGCAGUACUUGCAACUUGGGUUUAGAUUUGAUACUAACAGAAAUUACCAAAGUGUAGCCUUUUGGGAAAGCUGGAAUUUGCAGGCUAGAGUUUCCCGAGAUGCCCAGUUAUCUAUUUUUAUUUUAAAUCUGUUUUAAGGCUUUUAAUUGUAACAUUUUGUUUUCCCAUAUAGGCUGCUAUAGUCAAUUACAAUUAGUCAUCAGCUUGUACUCAACUCAUUGAAUUUGAAACAAAAGUUAUUUCUGUGUUUUGGAAGUACAUAUGAAGCAUAAAGCCUACUUGGGCUUAGGUUUUUCUUUUUUUUUUUUCUUUUUUUUAAUAUCAAGUUACAUAUUUUUAUUUUCAUUUGCCAAAGCUAUUAUUUUUGAGUUGCAGGGUUUACAUUUGCAAUAAUUGAAAAUUCUUUUCAGCAUUGAAAGAAUUUUUCAACAUUAACCAAAAUGAUCCCCGUGGUAAAUUUUAUGGAUUGGUCUAUGAAACAGCGAUUUAACUUCAUUAAUAACCAUACUUUACAUUCUCCUUGCACAAAAGCAUGAAGUCUUUCCUGUGUUGUAGAGUUUGAAUUCUUGGGACAGUUUGAAUGAAAAAACUUGAAUGUUGUUUGGGAUAUUGUUAUAUACAGUAAAUUAUAAAUAUAUAUAUAUAAAUAAAAUUAUUCUAAUUACCAGUGCUAUCUGCUGUCACUGGUGUAAUUUUGCUCUCUGUAAAUAGUAUGUUAUUAUUGUCUUAACCUUUAUCAGUACUUUCAGGAUAGGUAUGACGACUUAUGACAUUUUCAAGUAAAUCUUAUUCUUUCAAGAUACACUGCUAGCUAAUGUUUGAAACUUACAUUAGAAAACCAUAAUGAGCUCAUAGUAAUAAAGUUGUGCACUUUGAAUUUUAGUGUAUAUUUUUUUAUGUAUUCAUUUUGAGCUCCUUAAUGUGUUCACAUAUUUCAUCCAAUACAUUUCUCCAAAAUUUUUUGAACGAUACUUAACCCAAGACCAAAAUUUAUUUUUACUAUAAUGUGCUACGUGUUGGUUCUCAUUGCUUGAUGUAUGUUGCAUGUGUUAAAUCUUUAUUAUGCUUUUAAAUUUUGACAAAUUGUGAUACUUGACUAAAAUCAUUAAAUAUAUUUUCUUGUAUAAGCAACCAAAGCCCCCCCCCCCCCUUUUUUUUUUCUUUAAACAAAAUUUUGGUCUUUGGUGGUAAGCAAUUUUACCCUUUUAUUUUUAACUCCAUCCCCUAUUUUAUCAGUAAAUAUAUUUAAUAUAAAACUAUAGACAGUUAAUUUGACAGAUGGCAGGCAUAUUUCCUUAUUCACUCCUAAGACUGUUAGGUUGUCAACUUCUAAACUGCAAGUUAGUUUUGCUUCUGUUAGUUAUGCAGUCAAAUUUUUUGUAAUUAGGGUUGUAUAUUGUGGAAUUUUUCCUAAAUAUGGCAGUAUGUGCUUUUUAUUUAAUACUUGUUAGUUCUUUUAGUUUUAAAUUAUUUAAAUUUAUAAACAUUGAAAACAAAUGCUCACUCUUUUCCGUUUGUGAGGUUUUAGUCAAAUUUUGUGGUGUCUUGAUAUUUUUUUUUCUUCCAAAAGCGUGUAUGAAAUAAUGCUGCCAGCUGUAUUUUACAGAGUCCAGUUGAAAACCUAUUUUUAUGUAUUAAUAUAUGUUGUUUUUGAACUGAAAUAUUGUUUAUAUUUUAGUUGUAUUAUUUUUUAUAAGACACGGGAUAGUUUAAAUUUUCCAGCACAUAAAAUGCCCAUGCCUUUUUAAAUCUAUUUCUUGAAUUGAAAUCAUUUUCCCGAAUGGAUUUUUUUGUAGCUGUUUUGUACAAUCAUUAAAAAAUUGAAUUAUUUGUACUAUGUAUAGAUGGAAUAAAGAAAGCUGUCUGAAUCAAA
This is a messenger RNA of Uloborus diversus, 3271 nucleotides long. RefSeq names its product casein kinase I-like (gene gish). The record is from RefSeq and is a predicted model, not a curated record. Gene Ontology annotation, molecular function: protein serine/threonine kinase activity; ATP binding. Gene Ontology annotation, cellular component: cytoplasm; plasma membrane; nucleus. Gene Ontology annotation, biological process: signal transduction; endocytosis; positive regulation of canonical Wnt signaling pathway. NCBI's taxonomy places the organism in Eukaryota, Metazoa, Arthropoda, Arachnida, Araneae, Uloboridae.